AUGUCAGUACCAAAAGCGGUAACCACGAGCUACACUCGGGCUUACCAUGCGGCGCUGCAUAGGGAUUCCCUGCAGAGUUUACCUUGUCCUUUGCUCCCGCGAUGUGUCCCCUGCAGCGUCCCCGGCCAUCUCCUCCGGCCGAUGCCGGCAUCCGGCUUCUGUGUUCCGGUCCCUGUGACGUCGGGAUGUAUGGGCGCCGGAACCGAUGGGAAAUUUGAAAAUUUAAAAAAAUGUCAUUUUUUUCUAAAUGAAUUUUACAUACACUUUUUCCUGUCCCCUGUCUGCAUUUUGACUGUUCUUUCU
Messenger RNA from Staurois parvus, 303 nucleotides. The record is from the annotation of a GenBank genome assembly. NCBI's taxonomy places the organism in Eukaryota, Metazoa, Chordata, Amphibia, Anura, Ranidae.